Messenger RNA from Rubroshorea leprosula, 1100 nucleotides. Lineage: Eukaryota; Viridiplantae; Streptophyta; Magnoliopsida; Malvales; Dipterocarpaceae. The record is from the annotation of a GenBank genome assembly.
UUGUCAAAAACAGUCACUUGUUUUUGAUCCAAUUUUUUUUCUUUUCUAACUUCUUCCCUCCUCAACCCAAUUCGUCUUGUUUCUCCAGCAUGAAUCUAAUGCUUAAUUUGCACCCCCGUAGAGACGAGAAACCGAGAUUUUUUUGCUGACCAAACAGAAAAUUGGGACAUUCUUCAUUUUCUUCUCUGAAAUUCUUGUGUCAAGUUCCAUCUCCAUUGCAAAAGCUAGAUGAAGCUGUAUUUGUAGUUCAUUAAGAUAUAUUAAACAAAAAAAACUAUGGCUGCAUCGCAAAACAACAAGAUGAAGGGCCUGUUAAAGGGUCUGAGGUACAUUUCUCAAAUAUUUGAGGAUGAGAAACAGACUGAAAUGCAGAUUGGUCUUCCCACGGACGUCAAGCAUGUGGCACAUAUAGGAUGGGAUGGAUCAUCUGUAAAUUCAACCCCCGGAUGGAUGAAUGAGUUCUCCCCGGGACAUCAAUCGGCUCCCUUACGACCCGUUGCCGGAGGUGGGGUUUUGGAGGAAGACGCAGUCAAAUGGGUCUCUGAAGAUUCAAAAAGCAAAAGCGCAAGGGGUUCAGAUUCCUUGCCGGAGUUGCCUAGAUCGUCAAGACGGAGUUCAGGACCCUUGCCGGAGUUGCCUAAAUCGUCAAGACGGAGUUCAUGCGGACAUGGGGAGGUUCCGGCUAGGGAAAAAUCAGAUAAACCAAAACAUUCGAGGCGGUCUUCAAGAUCUUCAAAGGAAAAGGAAGAUUCAGAGGGCAGUGCCAAACCAAGGGUACCAAAGGACCGAAGCCAAACAAGUGAGUCAGCCUCCCAUGAGAGGAAGUCCCGACGGAAAAAGUCCAAAGACUGCUCCACUGGAGAGGGCUCGUCGAGGAGAAGCAGAAAACAGGGAUCGGAUAACACAUCGGAAUCGGAGUUGGUAUCGACACAUCGUCAACCUUCCGUAGAUUUUGAAGCAGAAGAGAAGAGGCUCACCGGAGUUUACUGAGAAAUUUUGGUUGUCCAAAUGGGUAGUUAGUAAAUUCCUUCUUUUUUUCCUUCUCUCCAAAAAGAAAGGGAAAAAUUUUGUAUUAUUAUUAAUAACCAAACAUUCCAUUU